AUGGAAGAUUUUGAUAUUUUUACCGACGAGAUAAAUUUUAUGAAACCUGUAUACACAAACAUUCUACAUGACUUCGUGAAGGAUGUACCAGCUACACCUAGCAGUGCAAAUUACCAAAGUGCUCAGAGACUUUUGGCUGAGGAAUGCUUACUAGAAAAUAAAGAAGAAUGCGAAUUUCAUUUCAGUGAAUCCGUGUCUGCAGCUGUUAGAAGUUUAGCUGUGUAUAGGGAGGACCAACAUGAGAUUACAGGAGCAGAUAAAAUUAAGUUGAUUGCACCUUUUACAAAUAUAUGUGAUAGAGUAGAAACUAAAUCUUUAGAUAAAGAAGAUGAUCUUUUAAAUACCAUUUUAUCUGAAGGCGUUAAGACAUUAAAGCUGAGAAGUAAUGAAGAAAUUCCAUUUCAUAAAAAAUACAUGAGGUUUGGACCGCACAAUAAUGUUAAGAAUUUAUUGAAGAUUCUUAAUGAGUUACCUAAAGAAUGGACAAUAGUACAGUUAACAGCCCGUUAUAAUCCGAAAGAGAAUGUGAAGCCUUUUAGUGAAUAUAGGACUGAUAUAGAUGGUAUUUUCUUGUCUAUACUUACUAAUAAUUACACGGACAAACCAUUAACUGUUCUGGUACCAGCAAAUGUGACCAAAGAAGGAGAGCUGCCACUAUUCAAGGAGCUCUAUUCCAUAUUAGAAGAUAAUUAUAACAUUAUAGAUAAAGCUCAGUAUCUUAAUAACAAAAGGCUUAUUAGGAACUAUUGGAGUAGACGAGAGGACAUUGACCUCAGAAUAAAGAGCGUUAUUAACGUUAUGGAUAAAGAUUGGCUCGGUGGAUGGUGCAGUAUGUUAACUGGAAAGCUGAGUGAUUCUAAAUUAAGAGACAGAAUCAUACAUUUUGUAGAUUCUGCUAUAUCUGAUUGGGGAUUUAUUAAACUAACGGCAAAACAGAAAAUCCUUCUAUAUAACUUAAUGGAUUGCAGUCCAGUACUACAAUCGCAGCAAAUAAAGUCCUGCAUUCGGCAAAUACUGACUGAAAAUGGCAACAAUGAGGAGCUAAGAAACGUUCGAAAUUCAAUUAAAUGUCAAAGCUGCUCGAACGAAUUUCGCUUUCCGAACGAAUUGUGCAUAAAGUGUUUAUCACAAUGUUUCGAGGAGAUACAUAAGUUCACUUUGGUGGAUGGUAUAAAGGCGUUCUCGCAAGUUGCUUUGAAGUUUAAGGACGAUGAUCAAUGGGCAGAUUUAAAGAAGGCGAAGCGCGGCCCUGUAAUUAUAAUCGUGGAUGAGAUGUUAGACACCUUUCCCUGGGAGUCUCUGCCAGCACUGAACCAGCAACCCAUCAGUCGUAUAGAGAACAUUCACUUCCUUUACUCACUGUUCAAAACGCAUGAAGAAAGCAUUAAGAAUGGAUACUUCGUCACCAAGUCGGAAAUUGGGCGAUAUGUUAUCAAUCCGGGCCAAGAUCUACAGCGUAUGCAGCUGCGUAUGGAGUCAUUUAUCAAAUAUUGGUGCGGGAAGUGGGAGGGGCGAGUCGCUGAACCUCCGGCUCCAGGCGAACUACUAAAUUAUUUAACAGAAGCCGACAUAUUUUUGUACUGUGGACAUGGAGAUGGCUGCGGGUCUGUGUGUGUGGGUAGCGGAAUUGGUGCGGGAGCGGGGAGGUGCGUGUGCCUGCUGUCGGGUUGCGGGUCUGUCCGGCUCAGCGGAGGUGAGGGUCGAGCACCACCAGCCGGGCCCCAUCACCACUUACAUGUCGCUAAAUGUCCUUGCGUGGUCGGCAUGCUCUGGGAGGUGACUGAUCUCGAAGUCGACAAAGUGGUGAGCACUCUGGUGGCACUAUCCGUAGCCAGCGAAGCCCCACUCGAUUGGCGUCAUGUUGGCAAGACUAAAUGGAGCCAGGGGGAAAUAGAUGUGAGCGUAGAACAGAAACCUCGGACCCCACCUGAAAGGAACUUACUACGUGCAAUAUGCAGGGCGAAACAGGCCACAAAUUUCCUCAUGAUCUCUACAAGCAUUGUCGCUAGAGGAUUGCCAAUCAAAAUAAUUGACUCAAAUCCGCCUAAUUCAAGUGUUUAG
Leptosia nina is the source of this 2061-nucleotide messenger RNA. The record is from the annotation of a GenBank genome assembly. Lineage: Eukaryota; Metazoa; Arthropoda; Insecta; Lepidoptera; Pieridae.